AUGAAUGUUUACACCUCUAGUGAUGCUGCUUUGACUUUCAAUUACUAUAUAGGCAGUACAACUAGUGUUACUCUUAACAAAGUAACAUUUGACUGUGCUCUAGUUGAUACAAGCUUAGUUACUCAUACCCUAACUCGGGAUACUGUCAAUUCAAGUCCUUUAGUAUUAUCAUCUGGAUUCGAUACAGUUGACUUCACAACAUUUUAAAUAGAUUUCAACACAGCCGAUAGAUCUCUAGAUACUUUGGUGAUGAUUUAUUAGGUCUCUGCUUAUAUUUCCUCAACAAGAUAAACUUUAUUCUAUACUUAUACUGUUACCCUGAAAAAAUAUGAUUGUGAGAAUGUUGUGAUCACAACUUCUGCUAUAGGUGAUACUACAUUUGAUAUAAGAGUUGGAGAUAACUUUGAAUUAGCUGCUGUCAACUGGCCUUAGACUAACUAAGCACUAUGUCCAUUUACCAUUACAUUAUCAAUGGUCAGACAAGAAAACAUGUUAAGCUAUAACACUAUCAAGAAAAUAGAUGUAGUUGCACCAAUCUAAUUCUCAAUUUAAAGCAAUGGACUCACCUUGGACGGGACUUAUAUCGUAACUGUCUCAGCUGAUGUUCCUUCAGUCAUUGAUUUCGUUUCGGCAACUGGAAUGAAGAGUGUUAAUCUAUUUACUGAUAGUUUUGUAAUUUUAGUUCCAUCUCUGUGCACAUACAACUAAGUAACUAAAGUGCCAUAAAACGAAAAAUAACUGGCAGGCCUUGGAUAAGCAGUUGCAUAUUAAGCCUAGUCAUUUGUGUAAACUUAUCCAUAGUGUACAAAUCUAGCUUAUUCUGUGACAGGAUUACCUAGUUUUAUUAGUUUUGAUGCUGCUACUAGAAUCUUUAAUAUAUUUACAGUAGACAAUACAAAAAUAGGUAUUUACACAAUUUAACUAACCUGUAUUGAUUCACUCACAUCAAGCACUGACUCAACUUUAUAUCAAUUUGAGAUAGUUUAAAAAAUCUACACAGAUCAAGAAAACCUAAUGGACUAUUACAUAAAAUUGAAAGACCAAGAUAUUAUGAUAGGAUAAUAAGUAACCAAAAGAGUAUAUAAGAAUGUAUAUCGAGCUAUUCAAUUUUUCAAUGUGUUUUCACUGAGUUUAGAUUUCGGCCAAUGCUCUUAAAUAGUAAAAUAUGAUAAUCACAGACUGGUGAUAACUGCCGAUCCUAAAGACAUUGGAAUGGUUUGUGAUCUCAUCUUAUAUGGCAUAAGAAAAUCAGACAAAGAGGAUUUAUCAUACUUGAUGAAUUUAAAAAUAAUUGGACCAGAGGAUAAAAAACAAACACCAGUAUCACCUUUAGAUAUGGGAAAUGGGAAAAUCACUGCAAAAAUAGUAAGCAUUACUCACAAAGGCCAAGUUACUAUUAGAUUCAAUGAUACCUUAGAAUUACCUAAGAACAUCAGUAUUCUUCAUUUGAUUUAAACACUACGGAUAUAAGUCAGAGACGGCAUAAAUAAAACGAUAGACCUCAAGAUUCAGAAUGUAUCUAGUUACGAAACAUUAUCUUACUCCAAUAAAGAUUUAAAGCUUUAUCUAGAAUUUUCAGACAAGAGAAGAAUAUCAUAGAUAUGCUUGAGAUAAAUUUCACAUUAAGUGAAUACUAUAAAAAAGGAAAAGCAAACAUUGCUAGAUACACCGUAAUAAAACGACCACUACCUUAAUAGUUUGAUGAUUCUAAUGGCAGGCAAAUUCUCUACUAGACUGCUUUGGAGGAUGAUGGCAAUUCUCUAACUAAUGGUUAGUUUACCUUUAAUGGGAACUAAUCUUCCAUCAAACGUGAUUUUGUGCUUCGAAACAUUCAUCAGAAUCACCUCGCUAUAAAUCAUAGAUAAGGAAACUAUUAAGAAUUAUGCCUUCGGCUACUUAGACUCAUCCAAUGAUUCAAUUACUGAUCAGCUUCAAAAUGGAGAUAUCUUUUAAAUUCACUUACUAACCUUUAAUCUUAAUUUCAUAACUCUGCUUCACGAUACGGAUACACUAGCAUUCUUAUCAACCUCGCAAUAGUUUACUCGCUAUGCUUGUGAGACGGAUGUCUACCAGAUUUAAAUCUUUAUAUUUCAAGAAUUUUAAGAGGACACUUAAUAAAAGUUCGUUUCUAUUUCUAUGAUGGCUAUUCUCAGUUUUUUACCGGUCGUGGUCUAUAUAUUCCUAAACAGAAACUCAGGCAAAUUAUCUGAACAGAGAUUUAUGGCAAAAUUUGGUACUCUCUAUCUUGCAAUUAACCCUAAGAAAUCCUAUCUGGUCUUCGAUUCCUCUAUUUUCUUCCUUCGUAGGAUGAUUUACGCAGUAUGUUGCAUCUUUGUAGUAGGCUACGGAGUAUUUCAAAUACUUGUUACGGCUAUCUUAACGCUCUAGAUAUUGGAAUAUCAAGUACUCUUUAUGCAUUUAGACUCAAAACUUAGCAAUAAAAUGGAGGUUUUCAACGAAAGUGUAUUCUUAGUAAUUACAAUCAUAAUACUUGUUCUUGUCGGAGAUUUGAUACCUGAUAUAGAAAUGAGAUAUCAAGUUGGUUGGACUAUUGUUUUCCUGGCAGCAUCAUUCUUUUGCAUAAAUGUCUGUGUGAUAUGGUAUAAGAUUACAAAAAGAGUAAAAAAGGCAAUCAAGAAUGCUAUUAUAAAAAUAAAACAAAGAAGAUUGAUAAGGAAAUAAAAGAUGACAAACAUGGGUAAAUAUCUAAUUUCUAAACACGCAAGCACACCCUCAAAUAAAAGACUACUAGCUAUUCAAGAUCAAUCAAUGGUAAACAAUAUAAUAAGCAAGAACCCUGAAGAUUUCACUUUCUUUAGACAUCCCAAAAAGGAUUCAAGCGCUGAUCCUACUGCUAUGAAUAUAAAUGAGAUUAAAGUUGAGCAAUUAGUUCCAGAUGAUUAAAUAAUAUAAAUAGAUGAAAUAAAGUAGUAGCAAGUGAAGGAAAAAUAUUUCUCAGCCAAUAAUCUCAUUACGUAAAUGGUUUAGAAAAUACCAUAUUUAAGUAUCCUUAAGAAGAGCAAACAUGUACUAGAUAGUCCUCCUGCAAGAAAGAGACACAGUUAAAUGGAGGCAUAUCCUACCUCUAAUGCUAUAAUUUAGCUAAAGCCAUCUAACUUUGGAGCAAUCAAUGCUAAACGAAGGUAGUCAGUAGGUCCAAUUAAUUCUAAGAAAUCAUCUCUAAAUGAUAUCAGCAAUUUUUCAACUAGCAGAUACUAUAAUGUUGAAGAAUCUUAAUUAUAAGCUAUGAUGGACAAUAUAUCCCAACAAUUGAAAUAAUUUGAGUAGCAAUCAGUUAGAACUAAUGAUAUUAUUGACGAAAUACCCAUCACACCUAGAAUUGGGCCAUAGACAGCAGGCAUUAGUACUUUUAAACCCAAGAAAAAAUCUACUGUUAAAAAGAAGAAAAAGAAGAAGAAUCAAGAUCCUACCAGGAAGUUAUCAUUAAUGGUGCCUAAACUAACUAAUCUUAACUCUCAUUUAGUGCUGUAAAACGGAUAUAUGAAUCAAAAUUAUACUCCUGAGAUAAAUAGGUAUGAUGAACCAAGUGCUAGAGAUGAUACUAGUAGAAGGACGAGUAGGAGGCUUAUGAGUGAUUACUAACAGUAUUGA
Messenger RNA from Stylonychia lemnae, 3612 nucleotides. The record is from the annotation of a GenBank genome assembly. NCBI's taxonomy places the organism in Eukaryota, Ciliophora, Spirotrichea, Sporadotrichida, Oxytrichidae.